AUGGUUACCACUGAAGAGAGAGUUAUUUUAGAUUCAUAUCCUCAAACAUGUCCACCAGGUUCAUUACCAGGUACUCCAGGUAAUUGUACUUCGGAACAAUUAGAAAUUUUAGAAAAACUUAGAAGUGCUCUAGAAGCAGAAGGAUAUAAGGAAAGAUUGGAUGAUUCAACACUAUUACGUUUCUUGAGAGCUAGGAAGUUUGAUAUUGAAUUAGCAAAAACUAUGUUUGUAAACUGUGAAAAAUGGAGGGAAGAAUUUGGUACUAAUACCAUUUUAAAAGAUUUUCAUUAUGACGAAAAACCAUUGGUGGCUAAGUGGUACCCACAAUAUUAUCAUAAAACUGAUAAAGAUGGGCGUCCAUUAUAUUUUGAAGAAUUAGGUUCUGUUAACUUAACAGAAAUGCAUAAGAUUACUACUGAAGAACGUAUGUUAAAAAAUCUAGUUUGGGAAUAUGAAGUUGUUGCUAAUUAUAGAUUUCCUGCCUGUUCUAGAUAUGCUGGACAUUUAGUCGAAACUUCAUGUACUGUUUUAGAUUUAAAAGGCAUCUCUUUAUCUAGUGCAUACAGUGUUUUGUCUUAUGUCAGAGAAGCCUCCUUUAUCAGUCAAAACUAUUAUCCAGAACGUAUGGGGAAGUUUUACAUCAUCAAUGCACCAUUUGGCUUCUCAACAGCUUUCAAAUUGUUUAAACCAUUUUUAGAUCCUGUCACUGUCUCUAAGAUUUUCAUUUUGGGUAGUUCAUAUCAAAAGGAAUUGUUGAAGCAGAUUCCUGUCGAAAAUUUACCAAAGAAAUAUGGUGGUACUUCCGAAGUUAGUGAGGCACAAGGUGGUUUAUAUUUGUCUGACAUUGGUCCAUGGAGAGAUCCAAAAUAUAUUGGCCCAGAAGGUGAAGGCCCUCUAAUGUUUUCUAUGAAUUAG
This is a messenger RNA of Arxiozyma heterogenica, 915 nucleotides long. It is a transcript of the gene SEC14, whose product is annotated as phosphatidylinositol/phosphatidylcholine transfer protein SEC14. The coding region runs from base 1 to 915 and encodes 304 amino acids. NCBI's taxonomy places the organism in Eukaryota, Fungi, Ascomycota, Saccharomycetes, Saccharomycetales, Saccharomycetaceae. The transcript is spliced from 2 exons. The record is from RefSeq and is a predicted model, not a curated record.